UUCCCCCGAGGAGAAAGAGAUUUAAUUGUUAUUCACGUCCGAAUAAGACGGAACGAAAUUUAUUGACAUCGUUGUUGACACCGGCACGGCGGCGAUCGCAGCGAUAUGCGAUAUUGACGAUAUAUCGGGUUCGACGUUGCGCUGACAUAGGCGCUGACAUAUCCUAUCAGCGAGGACAUACUCUUGACACAUGCCACGUCAUGUUAUUAAUUGUCGUUGGCGUUUAUCGCGUGGCCGCUUUCCUCGGCUUGUCCCUAACGGAGUAGCGCGGGUCUGCGCGUGGAAUGACGACGCGUGGACGACGACAGACGAGUCGUCGAUCAUGGGCAGCAAGAUCUUGCCGUGCUUCGUGUCCGGAGUCAUCGUCAAGGGCUUCGGCAGGGGCUCGAAGGCGCUCGGCAUCCCGACAGCUAAUCUCCCGGAAUCCGUGGUCAGUGCUUUGCCGGAGGAUUUGAAUACUGGAAUUUAUUAUGGUUGGGCGUCCUUACAUGGAGAAAUUUAUAAAAUGGUCGCAAGCAUAGGAUGGAACCCGUAUUAUAAGAAUGAAAAAAAGUCAAUGGAAGUUCAUCUGCUACAUAAAUUCCAAGAUGAUUUCUACGGUGAAAAGCUCAGGGUUAUUAUUGCCGGAUACAUAAGACCAGAAAGAGAUUUUUCUUCCUUAGAUGAACUCAUCACAGAGAUCAAGAAUGAUAUUGCAAUCGCAGAACAUCAAUUAGAAGAACCUGUUGUAAAUAAGCUAAAGAAUGACGACUUUUUAAUGAUUAAUAAAGCAAAUCACUAAUAAGAAAAAUGUAAAUUUUUAUCUGACAAAAUUAUAAAAGAAAUAUUUUUAUUACUUUAGUUCCAGUGCACAUAUUUAUUAAAAUACCUUUUCUAAAUAUGUAAGUAUUGUUACAGUGUUGGGAGAAAUAAAAUUAAGAUUAAUAAUAAAUUUAGAAAAAUAUGUAACAAAUAAUGUAACAAAAGUCUCCACGUGCUUCUAGAAAUACAUUCCUCAUAAGACUCAUUAUUCUUGUACACAAAUGUAGAAAUAUCCUUUGCGCCGAUUGUGACUUCGAAAACUACUUCAGGAUAUAAGAUAAAAUGUAAGAUAAACCUUGAUAUAAGAUAAAUCCUUUGGGAUCUAACCUGA
Messenger RNA from Temnothorax curvispinosus, 1132 nucleotides. It is a transcript of the gene Rfk, whose product is annotated as riboflavin kinase. Gene Ontology annotation, molecular function: riboflavin kinase activity. The transcript has 4 exons. Gene Ontology annotation, cellular component: mitochondrion. Lineage: Eukaryota; Metazoa; Arthropoda; Insecta; Hymenoptera; Formicidae. Gene Ontology annotation, biological process: FMN biosynthetic process; riboflavin biosynthetic process. The record is from RefSeq and is a predicted model, not a curated record. Bases 191 to 781 code for a protein of 196 amino acids.